UGGAAAGCUUUGAAAUAAUGAAAAGCUCCUAUUAAUCAUGUCAUUUACCACUAACUGAAGGCUUUUGUUUAUUGAUCAGAAACGCACAUGUUCGUCUAUUGUAGGCGAUUUACGGUAGCGAGGUCCUGAAACCGGAAGUCUUCAUGACAACUUCCUUAGCAACGAGACAAAAUAAGGGUGUUUGGCUAAGUAGCUUACUGAAAGGUUUUCAGAUUUUCGGGAAUUUUAACUAUUUGAUAUUUAAAUCAGUAAUGAUUAAAAGUAGCAGCAAUAUUAUAUAUAUACAUUUACAAUUUUAGAUAACUGCGCCAUGUCUCUAGUGGCGAAAUGAACCUCUGUUUAUUCCCCAUAUGUGUUGUUUUGUGUGCACGUUUACUUCACGCGGCCACGGAGCUUGGACUAGCUUCUGCUGUGACUAACACCCCAACAAAUGUGGAGCCUCUCAGCGCAGCUACUCCAGCUCCGGGCGGGUCUGGAACCACGGAGUCCGUCACAGCCGGACUCACGGAGGGGGUGUCACCGCAACCCACUCCAGACUCCACGGUGACGGUAACGUCCACGCUGUCCGUGUCUGAGUCAGCUUUCACCGGGGCUCCAACCGCGACCACCGUCCAGAGCACAACUCAGCCUGCUUUACAGGGUUGUCUUUGUGACCUGACAACAGAUUUCUGUGACAUUGGCUGCUGUUGUGACACCACAGAUUGUGGUGUUGCCAACUUGAGCUCCGUCUUCCGUGGAUGCCCACAAGCAGUCACUCUAGGAGUCUGCAUUGAGAAAUGGCUCAUGUUCAAAGCCAACAUGGAUUCUCGUCUCGUCACUGUGACCGACUCCUUCUUCUGUGUCCAAAAUGACACAGAUGUUCCUCCUAAGUCUGUCCCAGCAGUUAGUGGACGUCCAGUUUUAGGAAACUCCUACCACUUCUCAGCUCCAGGUCAAACGUUCAUCAGUCAUGAAAGAGAUUUUUACCGGGUUGAUGACGUUAUCCAGACGUAUUUCCUGGACUCUUCUGUGCGAAGCGUCCUCCGUCAGCCUUCUGCGGGGACGGUGUCGACACUCUGCAUCAACCGAAACCCUGCAAGGUUUUUGAGAUCUGCUUCCUCAUCUUGCUCCCGCAUGGUGACUCUGGACUCUUGCUCCACAGAUCCGAAUCUCAGCGCCCGCUCUUACUUCUCAGACCUACAUCUGAUCAAGAUUCCUCUAGCAGAGAGUGUGGCACCAAUGCUAGACUUUCUGAUCCCUGUAGUUCCACAGGCUGACUGGCCUGCACCAGCCAAACAAAACGACUCCUGUACAAAUGUGGUGAGAAAAGUGACGUUUGUCAUCGGCUACACAGGAAGCGGUGAAAUCAAGUACGCGACCGUGAGCACGGACUUGGUUGACGUAGGUCUCGAUCAGCUCUUCCUGCAGACCCACUCCGUCCAUUUCCAGCUGGCCACACCAAGCCCCACCUUGGGGAGGACAAAACCAGCUGUGGGACUUAAAGUUGGAUCUACUGUCAAUGGUCGCUUUAAUGGAGAGGUCCAAUCUGUUACAUCUCUAGGUCUUUCAGCAGCCGGGGAGUGUUCCUCCGACCUCAGCAGAAGAAUGCCCAUCCUAUUCACACACAACACUAUCAGUGGAUGCAAAUUCACUUCCCCUGCAAGUAAUUGCUCCCAGCUGCAGUCCCAGAUUUACUGGGUCUUGCGAGGAUUUGCCGCCCCUGAUGUGAUUGCCAUGAACUCCGGCUCCCAGCCAGACUGGACGAGGGUCAUUGUGCAGGAGUGUCCCGUCAGCACAGAGGAAUCAUGCGAAUUUGGAUGCAUCCUCCCCAACUCUCUGUCUAUCCAAGUGCUGUGGGCUCGCCAGGGUCUCACGGACCUUCCUCAGAACUACAUUCUAGGAGCUAAAUACCUGUUCCAGUGUCAAACCGUUCAGUGUCCCGUGUCAUCGCUCACCCUGACGACCAAAGUCACGUUCACUGAAACCACAGUUUACCCAGAAGCCCCAAGAGGUUCACCUCAGCUUGACUGGAAGUUUCCGUUUGACUUUUUCACCAGAGGGACAGCUGAGCUGGACGGACACUUUAUAACUGGAGGAAGCUGCAGUUGGAAGGGCGGAAAGAGUUUCAUUCUGUUCACAGUGAUGCUGCUAACAGGACUCGGAUUCUUCAGCUGUUAGCAGCAGAGCAGGACACAUUUUACCGUUCAUUAAGGUGUCAACGUUUCUCUGAUUCUGCUGAAAAUGUUUCCAAAAAUGCACAUUUCACAGUACAAUGGAAUAAAAUAUUUUUUAACUGUC
Molecule: messenger RNA, 2277 nt
Organism: Oryzias latipes (Japanese medaka)
Lineage: Eukaryota; Metazoa; Chordata; Actinopteri; Beloniformes; Adrianichthyidae
Product: tectonic-3
Biological process (GO): cilium assembly; smoothened signaling pathway
Source: RefSeq, a predicted model, not a curated record